Messenger RNA from Ilyonectria robusta, 885 nucleotides. RefSeq lists its product as uncharacterized. The annotation marks the transcript as partial. The record is from RefSeq and is a predicted model, not a curated record. The transcript has a single exon. NCBI's taxonomy places the organism in Eukaryota, Fungi, Ascomycota, Sordariomycetes, Hypocreales, Nectriaceae.
GGAUCGUCUUAUUGGUUGAGCUCUUACAUCACUGGCACCAAUGGCAAACAGUAUCUUGCCAUCUCCCACGUUUUGACCCAGCAAGAUCAGGACACCAGGUGUCGAUCUUCGAUCCUGGAUCUCAAGACCCUUGACUACUGGGUUGAGCUCACCUAUUGCACUCCCCAAGCCAAGGCCGCAACUGCUCUCGAAAAGGCCUCUCCUCUUAAUCUCGACUAUGGAACUUAUGGAUUCAAGGCCACUUCAGACGAUGGCAUUUCCAAAAUGACUGCAUUUGCGGAAACCUCGAACUAUUCCAUUGACAUCAGCUGGGAAGCCACUUCCAAAGUAAUGCUCAAUGGUGGUGGUGGCAUCAUUGGCUUUGGAACUGCUAAUGCAACUCAUUGGGGGAUUCCUUCUAGCAAAACAGAGGGAAGCCUCACUAUCGGAGACGAGGUUGUCAAGGUCGAUUCCAAGAACUCUUUCACCUGGUACGAUCGACAGCUGUCUUAUGGAGUACCCAAGAACUGGACUUGGUUCCAAGUCAACUUUCCGGGAACCGCAAUCAAGGCGAGCAUCUGGGCAUUCGACACCGAUACCACAAGCAAGCAAUUUGCCACCAUCCGGGUCGAUGAGUCGAUUCAUGUCCUAGCCUUUACCUUGACCCCGGACAUGACAAACACGUGGACCUCUCCCAACACCAACCUUGUGUAUCCUCUUGCCUGGAGACUCGACUUCGACAAUGGCGACUAUCUCAAGGUCAAAUCUGUCCGUGCAGAUCAGGAAAUGUAUGGCUCCAGGAAAAUCGACGACUCCGCUUACGAGGGUUUUGUUACUGUUGCUGGACGAUUCAUGGGACAGAAGAAGGGAUUUGGAGUGGUUGAGUUGGUUACUGUUUAUCAGUAA